Molecule: messenger RNA, 3195 nt
Organism: Ruditapes philippinarum (Manila clam)
Lineage: Eukaryota; Metazoa; Mollusca; Bivalvia; Venerida; Veneridae
Exons: 8
Coding region: 264-2282 (672 amino acids)
Molecular function (GO): protein binding
Source: RefSeq, a predicted model, not a curated record
AAUUCAUUAUACUUUAUAUCAUCUGUAUCAACUUAUGUAUUGACGCCACAAAAUUUUCUACAGUGAUAAUAAAGAGAAAUGGGAAACGGGUAUGUUCCGGAUCAUAUAAAAACCCGGAAAUAAUCGUGACGGCAGCUAGCUGUGUUUCGGAAGGGGAAGUGGCAGAAUACAAAAUUGCCUUUGAAGACAUAUCUAAAGAACCAAUAAGUGUUAAAUCUAUAGUUACGCAUGCCAAGAAUAAAGGUAAAGUAAAUGACAUAGCGAUGCUGUAUUUGGCAGAAACAGUAACACGAAACGGUAAAACAAAAAAGAUCAAAGGUCGAUUCUCAACUAGAUUGUUUGAUUUGAAAGUACAACAGGACAUGUAUCCAGAUUGUGUGAUAAUCGAUCCUAUCAAAUUAAAAGAUACUGCUAUUCAUCUUCUACCUACCUCUGAUUGCUCUCGAUACAAUUCUGGAAAGACGAGAAAGGAACAAAUAUGCUUCGUAAGAAAGGCGGGAAAUAAAAACAAGUGCCCGACAGGACAGGGUAAUCCCAUCGUAUGCACUUUAAAUGGCGGGGCGAGCGUUCAGAUCGGUAUACACAUAGAUAACAGCGGCUGUUCCAAUAAUGUUAUGGCGGCGACACGAUUGUCAAGAUUUCGUUCCUGGCUGCGUAAACCAUCAAAAGAGAACGCCAUUAUCAGAAAACUUAAGACCGGUGAAAAUGGCGGAACAGAUGGGAAUAAAACAACUAACGGAACAACCAUUGAAAGCGGUAAUCUAACAAAGAACGGAAGUAUUAAUGGAACAACUGAGGGUGGAAAUGGAACAAUCCAUGGUGGUAAUGGAACGACCGAUGGCGGCAAUGGAACAAUCGACGGUGGUAAUGGAACGACCGAUGGCGGUAAUGGAACAAUCGACGGUGGUAAUAAUGGAACUACAACGGGUCCUGGACCGAUGAUUAGAAUUUGCACAGAUUCGGAGUUUAGAUGCCCGGAUGGAACUUGUAUUCCAGGAAGUGCAGUUUGUGACGGAAAAAAUGAUUGUCCGUGCGGACUAGCAGAUGAAAGUUCUUGUGGUUGCGACCUGGCUGGUACAGAAUUUAUCACAGGCUUUCUACACAAUGUGGGACCGGAAGUAUCUAUUUUGUACAUAAUGGCACCGGAAGUUGCUAAUGUCACGGUGACUAUACCAUUUUUGUCCUACAAAGAAUCAUUGUUAAUACAGGGUGCAUAUAAAUGGAAGUUUGAAGAUACGACCCUGGUAAUGGCUGAAGAGCACUCGAGAAAAGGCGUGCACAUAAAAUCAGACACGCCCAUUACGGUUAUUGCCGUAAAUAGCCGAGAACUGUCAUAUACGACUGUCGACGGUACUAUAGUGUAUCCGUUAAAUUGUUUAUCUUCUGAAUAUCUAGUUGAGGUACAGAGCCAUCGAACUUACAAGACCAGUCAGUACGCUAUUAUUGGCACACAAAACACAACGACCAACGUCACAAUCACCAACAAAAGAGGGAGGGUAUUUUACAAGCAGUUGGGCUAUUUAGAGUCCUACUUUUUACAGGAAAAGGAUCUUAGGGGGACAUCGAUAUCAGCUACAGACAAUGUUGUCGUGAUUUCUGGCUCAGAAUGCGGUUAUGUUCCAUCCGGAAUGACAGCCUCUUGUGAUCAUCUUGUUAAUCAAGUCCCGCCAAGAUCAAUGUUUGGCCACGCCUACAUUGUUGCCCAACAGAAUCCAAGGAAAGGGUUUUCAUACCGAAUUAAAGCUGCUGAAGACAAUACUGUGGUAACCGUUCGAAAUGUAAAUGGUGAACUGGUAGCAAAUGAAACUCUUGAUGUUUUAACUGAAUUUUUCAAAAUGGAACUAGAUUCACAACCACUUUCUAUCACAGCAAAUAAAGGCAUCAUGGUCACUCAAUACGCCCUGGACGCUGUAAUCGAUGACCUUGGUCUAGGUGAUCCAUCAAUGGUAACACUUCCUGCGCUGACUUCAUUCGCCUCUAGCUACAGCUUUGUUAUUCCGGACUACUUUUUAAGAAUCGGCGUCACAAUCUACAUCAAUGCAUGCCAUGACCCAUACGGACUACAUCUGGAUGGAAAAGAACUUUCUAAUACUAUAGUGACACUAGUUACAAUUCCGAAUUACGGAGAUUAUAACGUCAUCAAAUUUGACUUAGAAUCUAAAUGGACGACAUACAGCUCAGCGUUAUUAAGUCAUACAGAACGAGAUAUCACUUUUGGCGCGAUAAUGUACGGUAUUCGAAUAGAAGGCGCUUUUGCUUGGCGAUUAGGCGGGAAACUGUAGAUAAUUUUGAUCAUCUAGUUAAUUUUGUUAAUUCAAUAUUAAAGGCCAUUUCUAAACAGUAUCUUGUGCCCAAAGAUAAUGAAAAAUUAUCUGGUUCUUCUUAUCUUAUAUCGUGCUAAAUUACAUGACAAAAAAAUACAUAUAAUUAUGUAAUAAACAUCUUAAAAUAAAAUCGUAACGUGUUACAACGGUAAUACAUGGAAUAUAAUGUGGAAAUACCAUAUGACUUAUCGAUUGUCGUCUGCAAAAUUUCAAGAUGUACUCAAAUGAACGCACAAUCUGAUUUAAAUCAGUUUCGACGUACCAAUUCAUAAAACCUGGACGUUUUUUUAUUUUGUAAAAAGGGUGAACACGAGUUUUAUAAAGUUUAUGUAAUACGUUUAGAGCAAUGUAGAUGUGUCAUAAAGUAGCACAAUGUUAACAGAGUAGUAUUUUAACAAAACACAUAGUGAUGCUAUUUUUACUUGUUGUCAAAAAACAACAAGCAAAUGAUGGUUGAGGUAAUUGGUCAAUGAGUCACUUUUGGAAACUUUAACAUGGCAUUUAAAAUAUAAGGCUUUUGAAAUAGAUAAAAAUAAAUGCAUUUCUUGGGCAUAAUGGGCCUUUAAUUUUUAAUAUAUUAGUAGUGUCACAUACUAUAUUACCUUGCAUUGAUUUAAAUUAAUCCAAAUACGGUUACUCUACAGUUUGUCUCGACUUAAGUCACGUGGUAAUGUCAUAUUUAAAAGAUUCGAAGCAAAAUUGUUUACUUAAAAAUUUCAACUAUGGUUAGCAAAAAGUUAUCGUGUUCUUGUAUGUUUUGUUUUCAUUUUUAACGUUAACCUUCCAACUUUAGAUCGUUGAUUAUUAUUUAAUUAACACAACAAAUUUUAUCAUAUCAUGAAAAAGGAGAAUAAAGUUUGAAAAAAUUCAA